UACAAUGGCUCCCAAACGUCCCAACUUUCUCGUUGUCGUCGCUGAUGACCUUGGCUUCUCCGAUGUUGGCUGCUUUGGAGGUGAAAUCAGAACUCCCAACAUCGACCGUAUUGCUCAUAAUGGAGGCAUUCGAUUCACAGACUUCCACGCAGCCGCAGCUUGCUCACCAACUCGUGCCAUGAUCAUGACCGGAACCGAUCAUCACAUCGCAGGCCUCGGUAACCUUAUCGAAUGGACCAACAUCUCUGGUCAGAACGGUCCUAAAGGCUCCCAGAUGAGCACUGCUCCACAGCGUGGAAUGCCUGGGUACGAGGGCUAUCUCAAUGAACGGGUCGUCGCCCUCCCAGAGCUGCUACGAGAUGCCGGUUACCACACUCUCAUGGCCGGCAAGUGGCAUCUCGGUCUCACCCCUGAACGAACUCCUUAUAAGCGUGGCUUUGAUCGUUCGUUUGCUCAUCUUCCUGCUUGCUCCAACCACUACGCCUAUGAGCCCCAACUACAAGGCUCGGACGAGACCCCAACCUUCCUCGAAGCUAGUUACAUUGCACUGCACACGGAGGAUGACCACUACGUUCGCAAACUUCCUGAGGGCUGGUACUCGUCUGACGGCUAUGGUGACAAGAUGGUCCAAUACCUCGAUGACUGGCACAACAAGGACGAUGACAGCCGCCCCUUCUUCGCUUAUCUCCCCUUCACCGCACCCCACUGGCCCCUACAAGCUCCCCGUGAGUACAUCGACCACUACCGUGGCAUCUACGACGACGGACCGGAUGAGCUUCGACUUCGUCGUCUCCAACGACUCAAGGACCUAGGCAUGGUCCGCUCCGACGUCGAACCGCACCCCGUCAACGCAGAAGAAGUCAAAGAGUGGGCCGACUACACCCCCGAAGAAAAGAAGAAAUCCUGCACUGCAAUGGAAGUCUUCGCCGGAAUGGUCGAAUGCAUCGACGCCAACGUCGGCAAAGUCGUCGACUACCUCGAACGCAUCGGCGAACUCGACAACACCUUCGUCUGCUUCAUGUCCGACAACGGCGCCGAGGGCGCCGCCUACGAGGCCUACCCACUCGUCCAGAGCGGCGUCAUGCCUCACCUACAACAAUACUACGACAACAGCCUCGAGAACCUGGGCAACGGUAACUCGUUCAUCUGGUACGGUCCGCGCUGGGCGCAGGCCGCUACCGCCCCAUCCCGUCUAUACAAGGCCUACACGACCGAGGGCGGCGUCCGCGUCCCCUUCCUGGCCAAAUUCCCCAAAAGCGUCCACGUCGCUGACCAAGCCCGCGGAAUCACCGACCAAUUCGCAACCGUCAUGGACCUGGCCCCGUCCAUCCUCCACAUGGCAGGUGUCUCGCAUCCAGCUCCGACCUACAAUGGCCGUGAGGUCGUGCCCAUGCGCGGCAAGAGCUUCGUCGACUGGGCCACGGGCGACUCAGAGCGCAUCCACGCAAAGGACUUCAUCCAGGGCUGGGAAACGUGCGGCCGGGCCGCGCUGCGCUACGGCGACUGGAAGAUCGUGUACAUUCCCAAACCCAAAGGCCCAGAAAAGUGGCAGCUGUACAAUCUUGCCGAUGACCCGGGUGAGAUUCAUGACCUUGCCGAGGCCGAGCCGGAGCGGCUGCAGCAUCUGCUGAAACUCUGGGAUCAAUAUGUCAUUGAGACUGGUGUAAUUCCGCUGAACCCUGAUCUGGGUGACUUUCUUGAGGCCACUGAGGCGCAGAUGCCGGAGAAUGCGUGGAUGGAGUAUGAUUACUGGAAAAAGGGAGCGAGAGAUGACCCGAGCAAGUUUAUGCGCGAGCCAUUGCGGCUUGAGAGGGUGGUGAAGCCGUUUUAA
Messenger RNA from Aspergillus wentii DTO 134E9, 1831 nucleotides. Its product is annotated as arylsulfatase. Lineage: Eukaryota; Fungi; Ascomycota; Eurotiomycetes; Eurotiales; Aspergillaceae. Gene Ontology annotation, molecular function: arylsulfatase activity. Bases 5 to 1831 code for a protein of 608 amino acids. The record is from RefSeq and is a predicted model, not a curated record. The transcript is spliced from 2 exons.